AAACCACCGAUUUCUAUUCCCUUUUGCCCAGAUUGGCUACCGAUUCAGAAUCACCUCCCUGAUUUACCCUCCCCCGAUCCCCUUUUCUCUUCUGUUCCUUCAUCCGAUUUCCUUCCUUUGUUUCUCUGCUCCCACUCCAUUACGCCUCUUUCUGCCGAUUUGCUCUCUCCUUUUCUUUUCUUUUCUUUUUCUCUCGGCCACUCUUUCGAUUCCCUUCUCAACCAGUCGACUUUUUUUUUCUUGUUCUCUCUGUCACUCCGAUUGCUCUCAGUUGGUGGGUCUCCAGGUUUCUGCAACUGUGAAAGUGGGUUAUCUUCUUCAAUAAAAAAAUUGGAAGAAUAUAUAAAACAAGAGAGCCCUAUCAUUUCUGUUCAGGAGAUAUGGGCUAUGGCUACACAACCGGCAUUUUUACUCUAUCUGGGCUCAGUUAUUGUAUUGGUCGUCCUUUUGAUCUUAUAUUUUGCACCAAGAUGUGGGCAUACAAAUGUGUUGGUUUUCACUGGCAUUUGUUCAUUAAUGGGAUCUCUCUCGGUGAUGAGUGUUAAAGCCCUUGGAACCGCACUCAAACUAACCUUUGAGGGAAAGAACCAACUAGUUUACCUGGAGACAUGGUUCUUUAUGUUCAUUGUCGCUACAUGUGUCAUUAUACAAAUGAAUUAUCUCAACAAGGCCCUUGAUAUGUUCAACACUGCAGUUGUGUCCCCUAUUUAUUUUGUCAUGUUCACAUCGCUUACAAUCAUUGCCAGUGUCAUUUUGUUCAAGGUGAGCAUGCACCUCUAUCCCCUACAUUGUCUACCGGACUCUUCAGUGGUAACCGUGAAACUCUGAAGCAUGAUGAAGAAAAUGAGCUAUCGCCUGAUGAUAUUUGUUUGAGGAAGCAAGAACCGUACUAAGAUGGCUAAAUUAGUAAAUUGGGAGUAUAAAACAUCUAACAUUUUGUGUGCUAUAAGUGCCAAGGUGAAAUCCAAGUUUCAAGAAUCCUUAGACGGUAACAGAGAUGAUUUUGCAAGCAUGAGUCCUGGUUGCACUAGACAAGAAACAAAGUGACUGAAACUACUUAAACAGCUGGGCUUGGAUUUCAUUGUUAAUCAUGUGCAGUACCGGGAUGCUACAAGCUUGGAGAGUGAAUUGGUGGGUGAUGGUGCUUGAAAGGGUGACAUUUUCAAUUGAAAAGCUCAGCAGAUAUGGGUGCUGAAGGAGACCUCAGACCUGGAUUUUGGCAAGGGAAGGUGGGUUUCUGAGAUUGUUGAAAAUUUUAAUUAGGUAGGACAGCAGGAAGAAAGGUAUGCUUGUAGAGUAUGAUACAUAUGGAUAAAUCAAAUGUAGUGUCUAAGAUUAAUUGGAUUUAAAUUGUGGUUGUUGACGUGAUUUAGUUGCAAUGCAAACAUAAUGGAUAUUAUGUGGUAA
Gossypium raimondii (Peruvian cotton) is the source of this 1407-nucleotide messenger RNA. RefSeq names its product probable magnesium transporter NIPA3. NCBI's taxonomy places the organism in Eukaryota, Viridiplantae, Streptophyta, Magnoliopsida, Malvales, Malvaceae. Gene Ontology annotation, biological process: magnesium ion transport. The transcript has 6 exons. Gene Ontology annotation, cellular component: membrane. The record is from RefSeq and is a predicted model, not a curated record. The annotation marks the transcript as partial. Gene Ontology annotation, molecular function: magnesium ion transmembrane transporter activity.